GCGUGCCGCGUGCCGCGCACCACUGUGCACUGUAGAAUUUUUCCACUGUAAAUUUGUUUGAAGCCAUCGGAGCGAACGUGGGGAUCGAACUAAAACCCUAUACUUCGUUCUCACCAAUCGCACAAUCUCACUCCAUUUCGCCGAAUUCACCGAUCAAUCUCCGGAAUUCUGCAACUCUUGACGCUGCGAUCGAUCAUCCCUCUUUGUGACAAUGCUCUGUUCGAUCUCGAGUAGCAAAUCCGCUUCGAACUGGCUCGACCGGCUCCGGUCUUCCAGAGGUUUCCCGACCGGCGGCGACCAAGAUCUUGAUCACUUCCUCACUCCUCACGAUCUCACUCUCUCUGGUUCUUCUAACACCAAUGCAUCCGCUCCUACAGCCGCCAACAUUGACCGGAAAUCGGACUCCGGUUCCUCUCCUUCGGACCAACCGAAGCCAGCUCUCCACCGAACUGGAACUGCGGAGUCGUCAUGCGACAACGGAGAAGAGGACUGGUUCGGGAUAAUGAGCAAUGUUCUUGCCGAGCUCUUUGUUAUGGGAGACUCUGAUGGAAUUUCAAAAAGUUGCGCGAAAAAGAGUUCUCGUAAACAGGCAAACCCUAGAAUCUGUGCGCUUUCAAAAUCUUCAAGUGUUGACGAGAAGUCCUCGUAUGGUGUAAGAGGAGAAGAAAGUGUUUCGGCUACGGUACCUUCAAGCGGUGACAAUAGCUUAACGGAAAUGAAGAGAGCGAAGCGAGAUAAUGUUGAUUGUGUGAAUGUUCAGGAGGAGAAGUGUUAUGGCGAUCUGAAGGCGUUUUCACGUACGGAAGUGACGGUGAUUGAUACGAGCUGUGCGUCAUGGAAAUUUGAGAAGUUGCUGUUUCGGAGGAAGAAUGUCUGGAAAGUUCGGGAGAAGAAGUGUAAGGCGAAGAAUGUCGGAGAGGGAAAGAAGAGGAAAGUGAGUUCUUCGGAUGAGAAUGUUGGUGGUGAGAAGAAAAAACCUAGGAUUACAAUCUUGCCUUUUGGUUCUCUCAAGGAAGCAAAUCGAGGAGAACACAUAGUUCAAUUACAUGAAAAAGAAAAUCCUCAAAAUGGCAAAAGGGAAGUAUCCCAUAAAACUGCAGAUAUUGUUAGUGAAGCUCCUAAAAGAAGGCAAGUGAAUUGUUGGCCAAAUGCUGUUCUUGACAUCAUUUCUUCCAAUAUUACUUCAUUGUUUGAUCAUAAAUCUGCGAUUUAUUCAACUGACAUCUUUUGCAUGUUUUCUCUUGCUAGGUCACCCAAGAAACUCGGAAAAGCAUGCUCGUCCGUUGUUCUUUUAAAAGGGGUUCCUAUGGGGAAGAAAAAUGUGGCAAAUAUUCCCAAAAGUCGUCUAAAUGCCAAUAACACUCAAAAACAAUGCAAGGCUUAAUAUAUCCUUUAUGCAGAGGUUUUGAGGUAGUAAUCGUCUACAAAACAUGCCCUGGCAUUUGAUUGCUGUCUGACUGAUGGCAAAACCAUUCUGUCUGCAUUUUGUUCAACUCGAUUAGAAUCCGGGAAAAUGUAGCAGUCCAGGCCCAACACAUGCUGAAGAUGUUGUGAGUUCGAUUCAUAUUUAUUCUGUUGUAAUUUUUUAUAUUGAUUCCUCAAGAGUAAAAUUGGGAGCUUCUAUUUGGGUAUUCCUCCCCUUCCCUAAUUUGUUGAACAUGUCCAAUUUCUCAUUUAUAAUUGCCAGUGAUUGUUUCGGGCGACUAUGCUCUCUCUUAAAUUAAUGGAAACAUGGAAUUGUAGUAAA
Malania oleifera is the source of this 1747-nucleotide messenger RNA. RefSeq lists its product as uncharacterized. Bases 212 to 1384 code for a protein of 390 amino acids. The transcript is spliced from 2 exons. The record is from RefSeq and is a predicted model, not a curated record. Lineage: Eukaryota; Viridiplantae; Streptophyta; Magnoliopsida; Santalales; Ximeniaceae.